UGACAGCUGCUGUUAAAAUGGGAAAUAUAUUGACUGCAUUAUGAAAAUCAAGUGCACACCCUUGACAGAGCUCUAUAAAGUAGCAUGAAGGCCCAACCCAUGAAGAGAUAUGAGGUGCUCUGGAUAAUUGCCAUUCCUCCUGGUGGUAAAAAAGUUUCUCUGUUGCACUGAUGAUGUUUGGAAUUGAAAUAAAUAUAUGACCGGACUCUUCCUCUGUCCGUCAGAUGAACGGUGAGAUGAGACCGAUGCGGGUGCUAGUGACAGGCGGCAGCGGCCUUGUGGGGAAAGCCAUAGAGCGUGUGGUGAAGCAGGAAGGAGGAGCGAGAGAAGGGGAGGAGUGGAUCUUCCUCAGCUCGAAAGACGCAGAUCUGACAAACCCAGCUGAGACGAGGGCCAUCUUCAAGAAACAUCAGCCCACACACGUUAUUCACCUCGCAGCUGUAGUGGGCGGGCUCUUCAUGCACCUGAGACAGAACCUAGAUUUCCUGAGGAAGAACCUGGCCAUCAACGAUAACGUGCUACAAACGGCUCAUGAGUUCGAUGUGGUGAAAGUCGUCUCGUGUUUGUCCACGUGCAUUUUUCCGGAUAAAACCACCUACCCCAUUGAUGAGACUAUGAUCCAUAACGGUCCUCCUCAUGAGUCCAAUUCGGGUUAUGCCUACGCCAAGAGGAUGGUUGACGUAUACAACAGGGCCUGUUUUCAGCAGCAUGGACGGCGAUACACAGCUGUCAUUCCCACAAACAUUUUUGGCCCACAUGACAAUUUCAACAUCGAGGAUGGUCACGUUGUACCUGCACUCAUCCAUAAGACUUACAAAGCAAAGAGGGACGGAACGGCUCUGGAGGUGUGGGGUUCCGGUCAAGGACUACGUCAGUUCAUCUUCUCUGUAGAUUUGGCUCGUCUUUGUGUUUGGGUGCUGAGAGAAUACGAGGAAAUCCAACCCAUCAUUCUCUCAGUAGGGGAGGAGGAUGAGAUGACCAUUAAAGAUGCAGUCGAUGCAAUUGUGGAAUCUUUCGGCUUCACAGGACCUGUGAUUUACGACACGAGCAAAUCUGAUGGUCAGCUGAAGAAAACGGCGAGUAACGCUAAACUGAGACACUACCUUCCUAAUUUUACCUUCACUCCAUUCCAUAAAGCCAUGAAGGAGACGUGUGAUUGGUUCGCUGCGAAUUACGACAGCGCUCGCAAAUAAUUAUUCUGCGAUUGUGCGAGCUGCGGAGUGACGAGCUUUCUACACUUCAUCUGUACGUGUUGUUAAUCCGGUUGUGAGCGGUCUCUCAAUCAAGACAUGAUCUCAGGAAAUCUGUUUACAAAUCUCUUUUAAUCCACAUGAUGUACCUUUUUAAUCUGAUG
Messenger RNA from Hemibagrus wyckioides, 1354 nucleotides. Its product is annotated as GDP-L-fucose synthase-like. The coding region runs from base 225 to 1193 and encodes 322 amino acids. Gene Ontology annotation, biological process: nucleotide-sugar biosynthetic process. The record is from RefSeq and is a predicted model, not a curated record. The transcript is spliced from 9 exons. Gene Ontology annotation, molecular function: GDP-L-fucose synthase activity. Lineage: Eukaryota; Metazoa; Chordata; Actinopteri; Siluriformes; Bagridae.